Molecule: messenger RNA, 1690 nt
Organism: Rhizopus microsporus ATCC 52813
Lineage: Eukaryota; Fungi; Mucoromycota; Mucoromycetes; Mucorales; Rhizopodaceae
Exons: 5
Coding region: 101-1690 (529 amino acids)
Source: RefSeq, a predicted model, not a curated record
AUUUGCAUUGCUGUGUGUGAUUUUUAGACUACUUAAAUCAUCCAUUUCGCGUCCUCUUUUUUAGCACUUUUCUUUUUUUCAUUAUUCUCUUUUCAACAAAAUGACUGCACUCAUUCCUGGCUCACCUCCACUUGGUCCUAAUGAACCACUCAAGGUAGAUACAGAGAGUAUCGAUACUUCUUCCCCUCCAAAGACACCUCCUGGUGAAAAAAAUGGCCCUUAUUUCAGAGGACAAACUCGUCAAUUUCAUCAAGGUGAUUUCGAAUCAGAGCAGCACUUUUAUCCUCGUGUCUUGAAUGCUCAAAUUCAUCCCUUGGUUCAAUCUUUCUUUACCUUGGGUAACGAACGGAUCAUUGCUCGUUAUACUCACUUGAAUCCAAAGGUGAAGCCUGAAGUACUCAAGAAGGUCUUAUCUUAUUCACCCAAACAUUUUCAAUGGGCUGGCUCGGAUUUAUUUAAUGUAACUACUGCAUCUGGUCAUCGUCAAAUGAUCGUCAUUGAAACCAAUUCGUGUCCAUCUGGCCAAAAGUCGAUGCCGUUAUUAUCCGAGACAGAUGAAUAUAAUGAACAUGGUGGUUAUCGUGUCGUUAUCAAAUCGGCCUUCCAACAACAACUUGCUAAAGCUGAUCCUAGCCUUGGUGGGCUAGCCGUUGUCUGUGACAAGAAUAUGAUGGAAUCUACUGGUUACGCCGCAGUCUUGGCAGAUGUGGCUCAAGAGCAUGUAUGGCAUGUGGAAUGGCAUGUAGGUGAUCCUGAUCCUGAUGCCAAGUUUGUUGAUGGCGUUCUUUAUGUUCGUGAUAAGGAAAAGCAAUGGCAUCCCAUACGUGCUUGUUUCCGUUACGUCACCCAAAAACCUUGGAACCGCUUUCCUCUCAAGACAAAAACAGUCGUGAUGAAUCAAAUCAUUAGCUGCCUUGCUGGUGGUAGAAACAAGAUGAUGGCUGCGAGAGCCUAUGAUUUUUAUAAUUCCGAAAUUGUCGAUACUGGUUUAGCCAUUAGGACACCAGAAACGAUCAAUAAUGUCACACGUGGUGAAAUCCCCUUGUGGAUUCGAUCGAUGGGUGGACAUGCAGUGCUCAAGGUCCCUUAUAGUAAUGCAGGUCAAGGAGUUUAUACCAUCACGAAUAAGAAAGAACUCGAUAACUUUUUGAGUCAAGAUCAUUAUUAUGACAAGUUCAUUGUUCAAUCCCUUGUGGGUAAUGCUUCCUGGUCAAGUGUGACAAGAACGGGCAAAUUUUUCCAUGUAGGAACUAUUCCAAAUAAGAAGAGCAACACUUAUGUGAGUGAUCUUCGUAUGAUGGUUGCCGGAAGCGAAGAAGGCUUCAAGCCUAUUUGUAUAUAUGGACGCAAAGCAAGGCUCCCACUCUUGGGUGAAUUAAAAGAGGAUGUUGCAGAUGACACCUGGGAUAUGCUUGGAACAAACCUCUCUGUAAAAUUACCCGAUGGAAGCUGGACAACGGACACGUCAAGGCUGAUUUUAAUGGAUCGUAAAGACUUUAAUCAGCUUGGAUUGGGUAUAGAUGAUCUGAUUGAUGCUUAUAUUCAAACUGUGUUGGCAGUGAUUGCUAUUGAUCGUAUGGCGUCAAGACUUAUGGCUAAUGGAAACUUUGAUUACCAACUAUUUGAAAGUUUAAACCCUGAUAAUGCUCUCUUGAGCGAAAUUAAGCAAGCAAACCCUGAAGAUUUUUAA